GGGAAGGGGGUGGGGGGAGGUGGGAAUUGAAACGGAAGGAGAGGUAAUUAUGGAACCUCUGUGCGAGUUCUGUGGAGUGGUGAGAGCGGUUGUUUACUGUAAAUCAGAUUCAGCCCGACUGUGUUUGCAGUGCGAUGGCCGCGUCCACUCCGCUAAUUCGUUAUCACGACGCCAUCUUCGGUCAUUACUUUGCGAUAAGUGCAACGCUCAGCCCGCCAUUGUUCGUUGUAUGGAUGAUAAACUUUCCCUCUGUCAGGGCUGCGACUGGAACAACGCUAAUGCUUGUUCCUCCCUCGGCCAUCCCUGUCAGCUUCUUCACUCUUAUUCCGGUUGUCCUUCCAUGCCUGAUUUCUCCCGUAUUUGGUCUUCCGUUCUCGAUUCCUCUUCCACCCCCAUUUGCCCUACCUCCUCUUCCACCACCACCACCUCCACUCCCCAUUCCAUCUCUUUAACCCAUCUCCACCCUUGGAUCCCCGCCUCCGCCGCCCCUCCUCCUGCUUCCGCUUUUUCUCCUAAUCCUUCUUUUCAUCACUUCCCUUUCUCUUCCGAUGUCUCCAAUCUUCCUAAGGGUUGUUUCGAUUUUAAAGAUAUUACCACCCAUGAAAAUAAUGAUAUAUGUGAGGCUUUGAAUCUUGGAGACGUUUCACUUAAUUUGGAGAAUGGAGAAGAGUUGUUUGGAUGUCCAGGUACAAUGAAAUGUCAGUUUGAGGAUGGAGAAUUGGACUGUCUUUUAUUGGAGAAGAAUCUCUUUUCGGUUACUGAAUCUGAUGGUGGCCCUGUUGACAAUGCCAUUGAGGAUACAUCAUCUGGACAACAAGAUUUUAUGGGAUUUCAAUCGUCUGAAGAUGGUCUUUCCAUGAAUAUGAUUCAAAAUGGCAAUUCAAAUUGCAUGCUUAUGAAUCCUAGUUGCAAUGGAAAUAUCAACGUUGGAUUUCCUACUGGUCAGGUUCAUUCAAGUAUGUCACUUUCACUGUCAAAUGUCACUGGCGAAGGCAGUGCUGCCGAUUAUCAAGACUGUGGAUUAUCGCCGGCAUUUUUGACAGAAGCUUCAUGGGAUCCUAGUAUGGAAACUAUUGGUCCACAAGCAAAGGAUCGGAAUAGGGACAAGGCUAAGAUGAGAUACAAUGAAAAGAAGAAAACAAGAACAUUUGGAAAGCAAAUAAGAUACGCAUCUCGCAAAGCCAGAGCUGAUACUAGGAAAAGGGUUAAAGGUCGAUUUGUGAAAGCAGGCGAAGCCUAUGACUACGAUCCUCUUGUGACAAGAAACUUUUGAGCCAAGAUGAAGAAUUUCAGUUCUUGAUUUCUAGACAAAUGCCAUAUUGAGCAAGGUUGUAGAUAAGAUGUAGCCAUAGCCGCUAGUACAAGCUUCAUAAUCGGCAGAUAGUGUCAGCAAUAAUUGUCCAUACAAGAGUGGUUCGAAAUUUUCCUGAAGUGUGUCCUGUUUGGUCUCUUCAUUUUCCACUGCAGCAAUGGUGAAAGAUUUUCAAGUUAGGAGGAAACAAGUGAUAAAGACCUUCAAGGGACGUUAUUAGUACAUCAUUUUUAGCCUCUUUGCCUUUUCACCCACGCAAUUCAUCGGUUAUUAGCAGAGCUGCAACAUUUUUUUUUUUUUUUUCUCCAUUUGUGCAUAAAUAAGAUAUUCUUUCACUCCCACGGAAUCUGUUUUGGUCAUAUUUUUGGCAGAGUUUAUAGCCUCUGAGAGUAUAAUAAAAACAAUUUUGAGCAUAAUAAUAUAAACUCCAAUCUCCUUUUUUCAGCUUCUAGUUUUUGCAUCUUUUGCUCAGAAAACAACAGCCAGAGAAAGUUUUCCUCCAAACAUUGACACCCUUAGUCUUUGAUAGCGAUUUUGUUUUUCGUCUCUGUUUCUAAAAUCUUUCUUCUCUAAUCUAAUUUAACAAUGAAAUUUAGAUAAAUCAGUAACUUGGGGUAUCAACAAACAAACAAAUAAACAAGAAUUUUCACUCUGUUUCUUUCAAGAUGAAAGAGAGCAAGAAAGAAAGAAAGAAAGAUUGGAAGACAGAUGAUGAAAACAUCUUUAAGAAUUCAUAAAAAGAGAAAAGGCCUUUUGAGCAUUACUGAACAACAUGUGUUAAGAUUAUUGCCAUUGAUACAGUCAUUAGCUUUGGUGCAAGUGAUGAUGGUAGGAAGAAGAACCUCAGUUGAAGUUCCCAUGAGAUAUUUUUGUGUAAGGUCUUGGCAAACAUUACACAGAAUGCACCUAAUAUGUCUGAGGGCUAAGAAAUUUGCACCAUGAACCCAUUUGUCACAUUUCCUACAUAAAUAUGCAUCAUCUGCUUGGCAAUACAAUGAAGCUUUCGAGUUGCAGAGCUCGCACAUCACCGCACCCGACUCCGAAUCACCGCCCUUCUCAGCCACUGGAGAUUGCCGGCAACCACCGUGACCGUGACCGUGGUUUCCCUCUCCCACACCUCUACACAUUUUUCUUUUCCUUCACAAAACAAAGUCUAAAUGUAAAUGUGGCAUGUCUCCAUAAGGCUUAGAGGUAGUGUAUAUAUAUAU
This is a messenger RNA of Benincasa hispida (wax gourd), 2520 nucleotides long. It is a transcript of the gene BBX10, whose product is annotated as B-box type zinc finger protein with CCT domain-containing protein. NCBI's taxonomy places the organism in Eukaryota, Viridiplantae, Streptophyta, Magnoliopsida, Cucurbitales, Cucurbitaceae. The record is from RefSeq and is a predicted model, not a curated record. Gene Ontology annotation, molecular function: protein binding; zinc ion binding.